AUGUUGCAUCCAAGGACUCUUUUCUCACUGAGGCCGAUUGAGUGUGGUUUUCACUGGUACUCCACAAAAUCUACAAAAUUAGCAGCAGGCACUAUUAGUGUUUCACAAGAAGUUUCCAAUAAGCAAAGGUUAUUUUUUACAGAUCCCAUAUCUCCAGGAUCCAUUUUCUUCCUACCUAAUGGAGCAAAAAUAUUCAACAGAUUGAUUCAAUUCAUGAAAUUGCAGCAGCAGUUCAAGUAUGGAUUUCAAGAAGUUGUAACCCCUUUAAUUUAUCGAAAAUCUUUAUGGGAGCAAUCAGGUCAUUGGCAGAACUACAAAGAAGAUAUGUUUCGUGUCGAAGGCCAUGAUAAUAUGAAAGAGGAGUACGGUUUAAAGCCUAUGAACUGUCCUGGUCAUUGCCUGAUUUACAAAAAGUUUGAUAGAUCAUAUAGUGAACUCCCUUUACGUUUUGCCGACUUUUCACCACUGCAUAGAAACGAAGCAUCAGGAGCGCUUUCUGGGUUAACACGGGUCCGAAAAUUUCAUCAGGAUGAUGGCCAUAUAUUUUGCACUCCAGAACAGGUCGAGAAUGAAAUAAACAGUUGUUUGAAACUGGUAGAAAUGUGUUACACUAAAAUUUUUCCAUUUAGUGAAGACGAAGGAUAUUUUUUGGAGUUGUCCACUAGACCUGACAGUUAUAUUGGUAAUUUGGAGAUUUGGAACCAUGCUGAGGAUGUUCUAACAGGAAUUUUGAAAAAAUGUGGCAGAUCUUGGAGAUUGAACGAAGGUGAUGGUGCAUUUUACGGUCCCAAGAUUGAUAUCAAGGUCAGAGAUCAUAGUGGAAAAUCUCAUCAAGUUGCUACAAUACAAUUAGACUUUCAGUUACCCGAAAGGUUUGAUCUCAGAUACAAAGAUAGAGAUAACACGUAUAAGAAACCAAUAGUCAUUCACAGGGCUGUCUUCGGAUCUGUCGAAAGGUUUAUGGCGAUGCUGAUGGACUCCAAUAGAGGCAGAUGGCCCUUCUGGCUGAACCCUCGCCAAGCAAUGAUUAUACCUGUCAAUACGAAAACAACCGAGCAAGUAAAAAAAUCACAUGCCUUACUUCUCAAACUACGCGGUAUGAAUACAAACGAUGAUUUGACUCCCAUUGCUCUCAAUAGUUUUCAUUUCAAUGCAGAGGUUGAUGAUAGAGCGGAACCUGUUGGCUACAGAAUAAAGGAUGCUUUGAUGAAAAACUACUCAUAUUUAAUUAUAAUUGGGGACAAGGAAGUUGAAACUGGUAGGUAUGCUGUUAGAACAAAGGAGAGCCGCGAAUUGGAACAUCUGAGUACCGAUGAAAUUUUUUCAAAAUUCUGCGAACUAGAGAAGAAUUAUGCAUGA
Molecule: messenger RNA, 1359 nt
Organism: Zygotorulaspora mrakii
Lineage: Eukaryota; Fungi; Ascomycota; Saccharomycetes; Saccharomycetales; Saccharomycetaceae
Gene: MST1
Product: threonine--tRNA ligase MST1
Exons: 1
Coding region: 1-1359 (452 amino acids)
Biological process (GO): mitochondrial threonyl-tRNA aminoacylation
Cellular component (GO): cytoplasm
Molecular function (GO): threonine-tRNA ligase activity; ATP binding
Source: RefSeq, a predicted model, not a curated record